Messenger RNA from Adineta steineri, 2208 nucleotides. The record is from the annotation of a GenBank genome assembly. Lineage: Eukaryota; Metazoa; Rotifera; Eurotatoria; Adinetida; Adinetidae.
AUGCCUAAACGUAGUGGAUCAGGUGGUAGUUCAGAUGAAUUUGAACCUGAAUUAAAUUUCAAUAAGGAUGGAGACAAUAAGAAAUCAAAACAAAAUAAUUUACCAACAUCAUCAGGAAUUUCAGGUUUAAUUAGAAAUCAACCACUUAUUCAUACUCGUCAAACACCUUCAGAAACUAAACCUAAUGUAAAUAGUACAACCCCGUCCAUGACAACAAACGGUAAGAACACAUCAGAUGCGCAACCAGCAAAAGCAAAUGAAUCAGAUAUUAAUGAUAAAAAGAAGCCUAAUUCACAACCACCACCCAAACAACGUCCACCAGAAGCUCCUCGUCGUACUAGUGAUUCAGAAAUUAAAGCUUCAUAUACAACACCUAGUGAUGGUACACCACGUAAAGCACCAUAUUUACCUUAUAUUCGUCCAAGAAAUCGUCAGAAACCUGUUGCAGAAUCUCGUCCUUCAAGACAAACUAAAAGUGAUGCUGAACAACGUGUAUCAUCUGCUCAAGAUGAAAAAUUAAAAGAUCUUCGAUCUCGUUUAUUACUAAUACGACAACAAUUAGAAGAAGAACGUAUUGAGAGUAAAACCUUACGUAAAAUUAAAAAACGUGAAGAAAAAUCUUUACAAAACUAUGAAGAUCAAGAAUAUUCUGCACGUAAAGUUGCUCAAGAGUAUCAGAAUGAAAUUGAAUAUUAUAAAACACAAAUUCAUGAUGAAAAAGAAGCUAAAAUGGCUAUUCAAAAAGAAGCUGAUGAACGUGAUCAAACAUUACGUGAUCAAACAAAACGUGUCAAAUUUUAUGAAAAAUUAAUAGCCAAUGAAGAUGAUUAUGAUGAUUAUGAUGAUUUACGUGAACGAUUUAAAGAAACUGAUAAAAAUUUAAAAAAAUUUGAAGAAAAAAUUUCAAAACAAGAAAAAUAUAUUCAAAAUCUUGAACAAAAAUAUCGUCAAGAGAUUACACAAGAAUUAAUAAAACGACGUGAACUUAAAAAUGACAUAGCAGAUCAAUCAAAAAAAUAUACAGAUUUAUUACUUAAAUAUGAAAAUAAAUCACGACAAGUUGAUACAAUGCAUAUUUAUAUUCAACAUGGUGGUCGACGUCCAUCAGAUUCAUCAUCAGUAAAUCUAGCAAAAUCUCGUUCAUUUCAAGAUGUUCAUGAUACUUCACCACAAUUUAGAGAAAAAAUGUUAGAUUAUGAUAAAAAACGUCGUGAACAAGAUAAAGAUAAACCAAAACCACCACCAUUACGUCUAACGCCUCCACCAAAACCUAAAAGAAAAGUAUAUGUACCUUCAAUAAAUUUAAAACUAAAACCAAAACCAGAGGUAAAACAACCUUCACCAGAACCACCUCGUGUAAUAUACGAAGAAAAACCACCACUAAUUAAAAUUGCACCAGUAAAAUCUCCAGUUCGUCGAAUAUCGACACCAAGUAGUUAUGAUGAUGAUGACAAUAGUGAAUUUGAAGAAGAUGUUGUAAUUGAACCAGCACAUUUAAAACAUCGAACACCAACACCACCUCCACGUAUUGCACUUCCACCACAAAGACAAAGAACACCUCCUGAACUUAUGCAUAAACCUAUUGGACCACCGCCACCGCCGCCAGUAAAACCAGAAAUAAAACCACCAACACGUGAUUUUGAUUCUAAAUGGUUGAAUAUGUUUGCUAAUGAGAAAAAAGAACAAGACGCUAAAAAUGAUCUUCUAUCGAAAUUAACUACGGAUGAACCACAAGAGAAAAAACCUAAGCCAUCGAUGAUUACGUUUGAACCACCUCCUGCACCAGCACCGACAAAUAAUAAUCCGAAAAAACCACCACCACGUGUAGUAACGAGCGUAUACGAUUUUGAACAAGCUGUACUUAAUUUACACGAUGGAAAACCUGUUACUGCUCAAGCAACAACAACCGCCAAAAGACCAUCUCUUGAUCCAUUUGAAUCUUUAUCUAAUAAUGCGAAUAAUAAACCAACAAAUCGUAUAUAUAAUCCUGAUGAUUUUUUUAAUAAACCCCAAACUAAACCAAAUUCAUUCGAAUCACAUUUUACUCAACCAUCAUCAGAAGCUAAUACUUUACCUACAACAAAACCGAAUUCAAAACAACUUCCGCCACAAAAUGAUAAAUUACAAAGACCAAAAGUAGUAACAAAUAUUCCACGACCCAUACCUAAUAGAACAGUUGUUGAAGAAAUCGAAGAUUUUCUUGUGUGA